Molecule: messenger RNA, 2976 nt
Organism: Vitrella brassicaformis
Lineage: Eukaryota; Vitrellaceae
Source: the annotation of a GenBank genome assembly
UCAGUUCAAGGAUGCUCUCGUCAGCCAACAGGUAACGGUGGAACGGACUGAUAUCGGACGUUCUGCACGCACACACACACACACACACAGACACGGGUAUGCGUCAUGCCUGUGUUCGUCGGUGUGUGUCGAAAGAUAGCCACCUGUGGUUGAGGAGCGGUGGGCGAUUCGCAGCUCGAUAGCAUUCGAAACACGGGGGCCGCGAGAUCGGGGCAGGUACACGCCUGACCAAACAAACGACACAAAUGUGUGACCCCAGUCCCCAUCCCCUCGCUGCCUCGCUGCCCAGACUCACCUUCUCUGAGCGUGAGUCGCUGUUGUGCGUCCCUGUGGGCCAUCUCGGCCUUCGAACUCUCAGCCCUCUCGUCCCCUUCCUGCGUACUAUCUUCCUCCUCGUCGAGCUCAUCAUCGGUCACGCCAUCAGCGUCAUCGCCCUCGCCCGUCCCGUCCUCACGGCGCGCCAUGAAAGCCAGGUGGUCCUGCCGCAGCCGGGCGGACAGGUGAUGGUGAAGGUGCAGCAGCAUGGUGCCCCACUGCAUCAUCGACAGCUCCACUGAGCGGGGCAUCGGCAGGUCCGCAGGCACCACAGCCCGGCUCUCGGUCCGCAUCAGAUGCCACUCAGAUACGGGUGCCGCUUCUGCUGUGCUGCCCAGGAUGCCCGAGAGAUCACUGUCACUGCUGCCUCCCUGCAGCUGCUGCUGCUGCUGCUGCUCAUGUUCUCCUUCGUCACUUUCAACGUCGUCCUCGAUGGUCAAAACGCCUUUCAUUUCAGGGCAGCAUUGGGCGCAGAGGUGCUCCAGCCCCUUGACAGCCUGGUUCCAAUCCCACACCCCACUAGGGGACGGAUCGAACGACACAUACUCAGACACAAGGUCGCGUGGCUCUGCUGCCGGUGCCGGUUCCAUGAGGCCGCCAAGGGACAGAGGGGGCUGCUGUGGCUGUGGCUGGUUGUUGGCGUUGCGAGCGACGCUUCGUCGGUCCGCCACUUUGGUGGGUAGCAUGUUGAGCCUCUGUCCCGCGACAACGGUGUCGAAUAUGUUGACAAUGUAGAGACCCCACUCCCGCUGCAGACUGACAAAAGAGGGCGGACAGACAGACAGACAGACAGAGGACAACGACACAGAGAUGUCGACUGGCCGUCUCCGUCUCUCUCUCUCUCUCUCUCUCUCCGUCUUCGUCUCUCUCACCGAAUGACGAUAGGGCUGGCGUUGUGCAGUACUUUGGUGACGGCCGGGUCCUCCACGACGUCCUUCAGCUCGCCCAGGACGCUCUCACGCACAUCGUUGGAGCCAGCCAACAGACAGCCGAGGUCCAGCAGCAGGUGGGUCUCCUCAACCUCCCCCACACCAUCGCCCCCAUCGUUGCCGGCCGUGUGCAAGAAGGACAGGUGCAGCACCGACGUGCUGGGCACCCUGCACACAUACACACACAGACACAUACACACACACACACACACACACGUGUAAGAAUGGGAUGGAUGAUGUCGGCAGCUUAGGCUGGCUCGCUGUUUUGUUGUCUGUCUUUCUUGCCUGGUGAGGCUGGUGGGGUGUGGGUGGAGAGUGACGGAGAGCCGACACACCUGACCUCCAGGAGAGAUCCAGCUCCCUCUGCAGCAGACUGAACGAACAGCGGACGGACAGGUUUGUGAAUGAUAUGGAUCCGCCAGCACCGUAUGUCUUCACGCAUUCCCUUCUCCCUCAUUUACGCGACUGCAUCGUCCCGUGGCCAUUCCGUCUUGCCCUGAGUGAUCCACGCUCGACGGCGCCUCGACGACUGGCGCAGAUGCGCGCUCGGUCCUUCGUCACGAACUGACGCUUCUUGAAGCGUUGGUGCAACCAGUGGGCACCCUGCACCCACACGAAAAACCCACACAUACAUUGGCGUCCGCUGCUAUGCAUCCUGAUCAGCAUUGAGUCAGUCCUUCUCACCCACCUGAAGCAGCCCCUCGCCCCUGUUGCCCUCAAUCAGGUUGAGUAUGAUCUGCUCGUGCCUGUGCGGCCGCGGGGGGCCGGGUGCCGGCAGCUCAACUAUCAUCGGGCGACGUUUCCUCCCGGUCACAACCACGCCAUUCUCAAGCUUCUCAUCGCCAAAGUCGGGCAGAAACAUCCCCAGACCUGAUGACGAGCUGCUGCUGCCGCUGGUAAAGCCGCCCGGGCGCCUGCUCCUCGGUGGGCGGUCGUAGGCAUCGUCAAUGGGUGGAAAUGAGGGCGGUGGCGGCAGGUCAGUCUGCUGCGCCAGCCGGUCAGCCCAGCCAUAGAGGUCCUUCCUCUCGGUGGUCCUCUCGACCAGCGGCUUGACGGGCGGCAGAUUCGCUAGUGUCUGGGGCACGGCGUAUGUGUUGUCUGCCUGCUGGUCCCUGUCCUUGUCGCCAAGCCGGCUCAGCAGACGAUCGAUGGCCGAGGAGGCGCCGUCAUCGGCUUCUGAGAGAGGGCCGGAGGGGGGGGAGAGGGGGGCGGGGUAGGGGAGCGGGGGCAGGGGGACGGCUGCUGGGCUGGUACUUGCGCCCGACGAUGGUUUGGCAGCAGAUGAUGCCGAGUUGGGGAACUUCUUGAUCACCCUCGGCCGCCUGUAGGCGGUCUUCUUCUGCCAGCUUGCUGUCCUCAGGUCGACAGCUGCGGCUGAUCCAUAGCCUUGCUGACAUGCGGCGGCCAUGCUGCUCACGUGGCUCAAGGCGGGGCUGAUCUGCAUGGCCGUCACGUUUAUUGCCGUCCAGCCAUCUCGAGCCAGGCUUGCGCACUCAUCGGCGAUAAUUGUGUCGUACGGCCACUCGAUGAGUUGAAGCAGCGGUGCGGCAGAUGCAUGCGCAUGGUGAGAGACCACCAGAAGGGAAAGCAGCAACAAGGCCCGAGCCAAUGACGGCGCCGGUGCAGCGGGAAAAGCCAUUUUCAGUGGGACCUGCCAGCUUCUCAAAUGUGCCGCUCUUGGCGGAGUGAAAGAAUGGGCAAAAGGUGGGUUUUUCACGGCCUUCGCGCAGAA